Messenger RNA from Penicillium longicatenatum, 2733 nucleotides. RefSeq names its product putative sister chromatid cohesion factor (Chl12). The transcript has 3 exons. The coding region runs from base 1 to 2733 and encodes 910 amino acids. The record is from RefSeq and is a predicted model, not a curated record. Gene Ontology annotation, cellular component: nucleus. NCBI's taxonomy places the organism in Eukaryota, Fungi, Ascomycota, Eurotiomycetes, Eurotiales, Aspergillaceae. Gene Ontology annotation, molecular function: ATP binding; ATP hydrolysis activity; DNA binding.
AUGCCGUUCAUAUCAUCGCCCGGAGGUUUCGUCGACGACGAUGAUGAGGAGGAUUAUGACGAUCUUGCCGCUUUUAGAGAUGAGCAACUGAAGAGCCAGUUUGAGCUGCAAGAGCACACCGCAACAGAGCCAUACUUGAAUCCUACGCUCCCAGAGCAACCGCGGCCUUCCACUAGUCUAUUAGAGCCGACAGACUUCAACCCUACGAAUGUAAUUCCUCAAUUGGAAAUGACAUCUCGACCUGCACCAAAGAAAUUUCAGAUCAAAACAUGCAAUGGGAAGACAUACAGCAUUCCUCUGAAGAAGGCUCAGGCACCUGUUUCGUAUGAGCAGAUGAUCGCUAGUCGGUCUGCAACAGAGCCCGGAAAAGCGAAGAAGAGCUACUAUGGAAUUGACAUCCACAAGUUGAUGGAUGACGCAGCGAAAGAUACAAAGACACCAAAGCCUCCUCCGCUUCCUCCAGUCAAGGCUUCCAUUGAAAGGAACGAGGGGGAUUCAAAACAGAAGAAGCUCGACUCCAUGAUGUGGACUGAGAAAUAUCGCGCUCGUAAAUUCACAGAUCUUAUUGGAGAUGAACGUACUCAUCGCCAGGUACUUCGUUGGCUGAAAGCCUGGGAACCGAUUGUGUUUCCUGGCUUAGCUCGGUCCCGCACGAAGAAAACGGACCGAGAGGACGAUGAAGAACGCACACACCGGAAAGUGCUCCUGCUAAGUGGGCCUCCAGGCCUGGGAAAGACUACCUUAGCUCAUGUGUGUGCCAAACAGGCUGGCUACGAAGUACUUGAGAUCAACGCAAGUGAUGAACGUAGUAGGGAUGUGGUCAAGGGACGAAUCCGAGAUGCAUUGGGAACAGAGAAUGUCAAGGGUUCAAAUGUUGAGGUUGGCGAGAACAAGGUCCGCCGAGCUGCCAAACCUGUCUGUGUUGUGGUGGAUGAGGUUGAUGGCGUCGUUGGCGGAGCUGGCAGUGGCGGCGAAGGUGGUUUCAUGAAAGCUCUCAUCGACCUGGUAAUGCUUGACCAGCGCAACUCCAAAAAAUCUCCCGAAAAUGGUGGACAGCACGGCAAGAAACGAAAGGGUGACAAUUUUCGCUUCCUUCGACCGUUGAUUUUAGUUUGCAACGAUCUAUACCACCCCAGUCUCCGGCCCUUGAGGGCCUCAUCCGUCGCUGAAAUGGUCCAUGUUCGCCAAGCACCAUUGGAGAAUGUUGUCCAGCGGAUCAAGAGUAUUUUUAUCCGAGAAGGCAUCUCCUGUGACGGUGAUGCAGCCCGAAGGCUCUGCGAGGCCGCCUGGGGAUUGUCAGCCAGAAGACAGCGCAACUCUAAGAAUUCAGGGUCUGCCGAGGGCGACAUUCGCAGCGUCCUUGUUGCUGCCGAGGGAGUGGCGCACAAGCUUCGCAACGAACGUCUGGACUCUUUGAGGUUGACUCGGAACUGGCUGGAGCAGCGGGUCCUGAGCGCGUCAACAGAAGGUGGUUCAUUCUCCAAAGAAAUGAGCCGCGGAGGUGUUCGUGAAAUCGUGAAUCGUGUCUUUACCGAGGCUGCAGGAUUCACAGAUGCUCCUGUCGGCAGAGACUCUUUCCAGGACCGAUUCAAUAGCCCUGAUAGCCGGAUCCCAGUGGGUGUAGCCGACUUGCGAAAGCGGCAUGGUAUCAACCGCCUACGAGAGAUGGUUGAUUCUAGCGGCGAGCAUGAUCGCUGUGUCAACGACUGCUUUGCCUCGUAUCCCAUUCAACAAUACCAAGACGAUACCUACCUUUCCAAGCCGAAUGCUGCCUACGAUUGGCUCCAUUUCCAUGACUCAAUCUCCUCGAAGGUACAUUCCUCUCAAGAGUGGGAGUUACAUCCGUAUUUAAGCCAAUCGGUACUUGCGUUCCAUCACCUUUUUGCAACCGCGGGUGGCAAGACUGAAGCUACUGAGAAUGACGAGGACGAUGAUGACGCCGAAGAGGCGCACCCCUUCUCCGGUCCCAAGGCUGAUUUCGCUGCUUUUGAGGCGCAAAAGCAGAACCGGGCCAUCUUGACUGGAUUUCAUUCUUCCUUCUCAGCGCCGCUUGUUCGCUUGUUCCGGUCCCCUGAUAAUGUGACCAUUGAAUUGGUUCCAUAUCUGGUCCGUAUGCUAUCCCCAGACAUCAAGCCAGUCAUUAUCCGAGGCACUGGUGAGUCAAGGAGCACGGCUAGUGUCCGUAAAGAAUCAGAGCGUGUCCUUGUUCAGUCUGCCGUGCGAGUGAUGGGUGGUAUGGGCGUGACAUUCGAGCAAAUUCGAGUGGAGAACGAAGGCGGAAGCCAUGGUGGAUGGGCUUACCGAAUGGAACCACCAAUUGAUUCGCUCGUCGCAUUCUCAAAAACCCAAGGUACCUCCAUGGCAACCUCCAGUGGCAAUGCACCCGUCCGCUAUGCGGUUCGUCAAGCCUUGGACCAGGAAUAUCGCAAAGAGGCCGUACGAAAGCAAUCCGACGUCCUGAAUGCAUCGGCGAAGGGGGCAAGAGCAGCACUUGGUAAAUCCGCGACUGAACAACAAGACGACGCAGCCCAGAGGAUCAGAGAAGGACUCAUCAAACGCGACUUUUUCGGCCGGGUUAUCCAGGAAACUCCGCAACCCAAGGACUUGGGGGAUCAAAAAUAUAACGAUGAAAGCUCAAAAGCUGGCAGGAAAGUCUGGGUUACGUUUCAUGAAGGUUUUUCAAAUGCAGUGCGGAAGCCGAUAUCCAUGGGGGAGCUGUUGACUGGGCUGUGA